AUGUCAAUAUUCACUCGACCGUUGAAUCGGUUGACCAAAACAUCAGAAGUGGUGCCACCAAUGAACGAGCAGAACAUCACUCAUCGAAAAAAACUUUCUACGGUUUCGACUUCUCUCCAAGGAGAUGAUGGUGCGGCUUAUUUUUCUCCUAUUCAUGUUCGUAUCCAAGUGUUUUUAGGGUUUGUUGCAGCUUCACCUCGUAACUGUUAUACUCGGAGCAAUAUCGUGCCACUACGAAGACGAGUUUAUGAAGAAAUUGAUGGAGCAGCAAUGAGCAGCAGAUCUGGAAGUACUCCAAUAGAACAGAAAGCAUUGGAAAUCCGUCGAACACAGAGCAAGAAAGAAACCGUUCAACACAGAGAAGAAAGUCGUGCUCUUCCCACAGUGCUCAUCGAACAAAAUGCCGUGGAGACAAACGCGAAAACAAAGAAGUCACGUCCUUCGACAUCAUCUCUUGCAUCUGUUUUUAGAAGUCGAGCCAGCUCCCCAAUGGAGACAGUUCGUAAGGUCUUUGGAAGGUCUUCGUCAAAGCAGCCUAAAGAGCUUACUGUUCCGUCGCCUUCAUCCACAUCGUUGGAGCCAGUCACAAGUAAAAACGAGCAACGUCUCAUGGAAGAACUAGAAAUAGUUCGAAAUCAAUUAUCACAGGCACAAUUACAAAUCUCCGAACAGAACAAAAAAAUGAGGCAGGUCCAGACGGUUUGCUCUUCACAACAAUGCGAACCGCUUCGUAUGACUGAUGAAGCUACGAUGACAGAGAAAGUGGCUGAAAAAGUUGAUAACAUGGAAAAAAUGGAUAAAGAAAAUUUGCAUCCGGACAUUAUUUGUCUUGAGAGCGAUGUGAAUGUUUCCAGUCGUAUUCAGAGUUUGAAGGAUGAAGUAGCAGCAUUGAAAAAAGAGAAUUCGGAGCAAAAAGAAGACUUCCGGAAAACUCGCAAAGAUUUCAUAUUGAUUCUCAAAGAAGCAGUUCUGCGAAAAGAUGAAGCUGAACGGAAACUGGAAACAAUUUCAAGAAGUGUUUCUGAUGAUGAUGACUGGGUCACUUUGAUGACUCAACAUAAGCAUACUCUUCGAAGAAAUGUACUUCUGGGAUGGGUUCAGAAGACACUCGAACAAUAUUCUGAUCAAUUGACGGUCUCGAACUUCAGUUCUGAUUGGACAGAUUGUCGUGCUUUCUGUGCUCUUCUCUUUGAUCUCUUCCCUGAAACUAUGCCAGACGUUACAAUAUCUCCAAUUGUUGGUGAUUGUGUCAAUCGAUGCCGUCGGUCGUUCCAACGUCUAGAAAUUCCAUUUGAAAAACGGGCCCUUGGGAUUGCAUCAACAUCUUCACCAGGAGCAGACUCGGGAGCAGAUGAGGACUCAUCGUCGGCUUGCAGUGUUAUCGCGGGACUAACAGAUUGGCGUUACAUUAUGAAUACCGUGUUUGUGAUUUAUCAAAGAGGCGUGCUUGGUAAAACAUGA
Molecule: messenger RNA, 1461 nt
Organism: Caenorhabditis briggsae
Lineage: Eukaryota; Metazoa; Nematoda; Chromadorea; Rhabditida; Rhabditidae
Exons: 5
Coding region: 1-1461 (486 amino acids)
Molecular function (GO): protein binding
Source: RefSeq, a predicted model, not a curated record